UUAUCCAAAAGAAUCUAUACUGCAAAACAAAAGAAAGAGCUAUCCAAAAGAAAAGCAUUCUCCAAAAUGACCAAACGUUCAACAUUCUCACUUUUAACAUCAAUCGCUCUCAUAGUUGCUCUUUUUUCUGCAACAAUUGCACUCGAUCCUGCCCCUGAAGACCCGAUAUUCGAAUUGUACAUGCAUGAUAUACUUGGUGGAAGCAGUCCAACGGCAAGACCCAUUACUGGUUUGCUUGGAAACAUUUACAACGGCCAAGUACCAUUUGCUAAGCAAAUCGGUUUCGUUCCACCGGAAAACGGUGUAGCUAUACCAAAUGCGAACGGUGCAAUACCGACGGUUAAUGGUAUCAACGGCAUUCCUCUAGGCACCGGUUUAUCCGGUACAGCGUUUUCAGGUCAGAAUCUAAAUGGGAUUCAGACACAACUGGGACCUGAUGGUCUGAGUCUUGGCUUUGGAACGAUCACAGUGAUUGACGACAUAAUCACAUCCGGUCCUGACUUGGGUUCUCAGCCACUUGGCAAAGCUCAGGGGGUUUAUGUUGCAAGCUCAGCAGACGGAAGCACACAGAUGAUGGCUUUCACUGCUAUGCUUGAAGGUGGAGAGUACAAUGAUAAUCUCAAUUUCUAUGGAAUCUAUAGGAUCGGAAGCGCCAUGUCCCAUCUUUCUGUGACCGGAGGAACCGGAAGGUUUAAGAACGCUUGCGGGUUCGCAGAGGUUAGGCCGUUGAUUCCUUCGGGGCAACACUUUGUUGAUGGAGCAGAGAUGCUGUUGAGGAUCAUUGUCCAUCUUAAGUACUGA
Brassica oleracea var. oleracea is the source of this 801-nucleotide messenger RNA. Its product is annotated as dirigent protein 18. Bases 67 to 801 code for a protein of 244 amino acids. NCBI's taxonomy places the organism in Eukaryota, Viridiplantae, Streptophyta, Magnoliopsida, Brassicales, Brassicaceae. The record is from RefSeq and is a predicted model, not a curated record. The transcript has a single exon.